AUGCGUACCGAGAACUCAUUCGACGAGAAGGAGGUCUUCAACAAGAAACUCGGUCCAAUCAAGAACGCCACGAUAGCCGUAAUUCGAUCCAAGCAAUGGAAAGAUGCUGAAAGUUUUGAAAAGCAAUUUUGCCAAAAGACAGACGAAAAGGUAAUUUCAAUGUUACAGAUUCUCGAAGAACAUGGACAGAACUUGUUCUACAUGCCGCACGGUAUUACUAUCGACGAGAAGGGAAAUUAUUGGGUUACUGACGUCGGAAGCCAUCAGGUGCACAAGCUAGACACGUCUUUCCGCCCCAUCUUGUCAUUGGGAGAGAAACUCGUUCCGGGCAAUGAUGGAAGCCAUUUUUGUAAGCCGACCGACAUCGCCGUGGCGAAGAAUGGUUAUUUCUUCGUCGCUGACGGAUACUGUAACAGCCGAGUGCUCAAGUUUGAUCCCAGCGGAAAACUCGUCGACAGCUUUGGAGCCGCAGGUGGUGCGUAUUUAAUGUAUUUAUUGAAUUCUCAUAACAUUGGUAGUUUUGAACGCGCUUUCAAAAGAAACUCGCUAGCUCAGAACAAAUACGCAUGA
This is a messenger RNA of Cooperia oncophora, 570 nucleotides long. Lineage: Eukaryota; Metazoa; Nematoda; Chromadorea; Rhabditida; Trichostrongylidae. The record is from the annotation of a GenBank genome assembly.